UUAAUGCAGCUGUGCAGUUGUGUCACUGAGAGCAUUACGUCUUUAUGGCAGCUGUGUGCCGAGAAGGCUCAUGGGACCCAUGAAGGCGUGUAGUUGUCCAGCUGUUUCCUCUCACACAGGCUGUAACUGGAGCACGGUGAGGACAGUGAGCGUGACUGGAUUUUUAACCAAAACGUGCAUAAAGUUUUGCAGUAUUUCUGUAAAUCCGCAGCAUUUAUAAAGAACGCCCGGAAGUGAAGUGGUAUCCGCGAUCAGUCGCAGGUAGCACUGAUGCGUCAGGUGUGCGGCAGGACAAAGUCUCACCGCUACAUGCUUCCUGCCUCUCUGUGACCUCUGACCCUUAUAAAUCCACACAUGACUCCGCCCGAUGAAAUAUAGAUGGUGGGAUAGAUUGGUGUAACUCCGAUGAGGUUGGUUGUCUUUGCUGUAGUUCUGGAGGCAGAAAAUCAAGAGAAUUUGAGCUGCUUGUUUGACUUGACCGCAUGCAGCCACAGUAAAAGUAGGACGUCCCAGAAAUGCGCUUGUUUUUAGUUUCCUUACAACUUGCAACCUGAUUGGUUGGGUGAUUUUUUUUUUUUUUUUUUUUUUUUUUGAAAAAAGGGAAAGCGAGAGGGUUUGAUGUCAUCAUGUGGCGAUGAUCAAAGCAGCUUCACUACCAAGCAAUAUAUAUUUGAUCAAAUUAAUAUCAACCUAACCCUAACUACUUGGGGAUUUUUUUUUUUUUUUUUUUUUUUAGAGAGAGAGACCUGAGUGCUAGGUUUACACUUCUUGCAGUAAUGUUACUGCACAACAUGCUCCUUUGAUAGUCAGAACUCUCUCGUACUCUUCAGAAGUCCAUUUUGAAUGCAACGUACCCCUAGGGAUUAAGGCUAGGUUGUGUGUGUGUAGCAGGGUGCAUGUAGAGGAUAGGAUUAAAGACUGAUGAAUAGAAAUAGAGGAGAGAGGGGUGAGGGAGCGCUCUGGGCAGAUUAGAGUAUAAAGACCAGGAGACACAACAAGCUGGCUGUCUGUUCUUAACACUGAGCAGGUGAGCAGGAGAUCAGGCGUGUUGGCGUUUCUGUAGUAUGAAGAAGUUGGACAGACUUUUCCAUGAUACAGACCAGGACUAGCUGCAUAUUAGAGGUUUAUGUGGGGCUGUUUGUUUGUUUAUUUCCCAAUCCCUGGUUCUCUCAAUGAUCUCGACUAAUCCCACCCACUUCAGUAAAGAGUUUGAUCAGUCCUGCCCACUACUUCCGAAUUUUUAACCAAUACAGAAAAUUUGACCAAUCCUGUCCACUGAUUAACCCCUCCCACUCCUGCAGAAAGUUUGGUUUAUGUGGGACUGUUGUCUAUUUUUUUUUAUUUUAUUUUAAUAAUUACUGUGAGAUCAGUCCCCUGCUCUCACAGUAAUUAUUGUUUGCACCUACCCAUAAUAUUUUCUGACAGACUUUGGUUGAUUUAUUCGUCAAAACUCUUUUAAAAAUGUACCUUUUAAAACCAAUAUGACCCAUGAUCAUGUAUGGUUUUUUUUUUUUUUUUUACUUUAUAGUCUGUAUACCAUGACGGUUAUCUGUUUGAUCUGCAUGCUCUGCGUUUUUCAGAGGAUGACAAAAAAAAAAAAUUAUCGCGUUACCAUUUUGUUAUGGGUAGGGUUGGGUUUGUAUAGAUGGUGUGUAUAUAGAUACCUUUUGGAGAGCAGGCUAUCAGAGAAGGAGUGGGCGGAGAGAGCGAGAGGUAGUCAGACAGACAGACAGGCAGCUACAUGUCUCAGCUCAGCUAUGCGGGCAACUUUGUGGCCAGAGCCUCACGUGACCUCCCAACUCCAGUACUGCAGGAUUGCGCUCUCGGAGCGACUGCCCCGUCUGCUGUCCUGCUCGCCGAUUCAUCUAUUUGCCUAGAGGAUGAGGGAAUAAACAACAUGGAUGCACUCAACUGGACAUCCGACAUCACGCAUACAAAUGGCCAAACAAACACCAGCCGCUUUGCCAACUGGGUCACUUUUGAUGAUGAUGUUGAUGAUAACGAUAACGAUGAUGAUGAUGAUGAUGAUGAUUACGUGGAGGAGCAAGCCUACCAGCAUGCGGCCAAACCAUCCAACGUUAGGAUUGGUAACCUGAACAAUUUACGUUUACAGGACCCCAAUAGCAACUUGAUUGUGUCCUCCAUCCAAAACCAGAGUACGGAGAGACACAUUCUGGAUUUAACCCCAGAUGGAACGGAUACUGUGUUUGUCUUGGAAAGCCCGCUGUUAAACAGCAGCACUCCUUACUCCAAGAAGAAUCCCUUUCUGCACGAGGAUUUUUCAAACGUCCAGCCCUCUCCUAUUAACCCUUUCAGUGCCUAUUUUAAUAAGACUGCGCUGACGUCAUCGGACAGCCAUGAAACCCAGGGGACACCUCCCGCCUUCUCGUUCGAUUCUCCUCUCCCUAAUCCUGACACCCAAAGGGAUUCCUCCCUUUUCUUUUCCACUGCAGGGAAUUUAGAUCAUGGGAGUGGGACUGGUCCCACAGGUUUCCCUUGCGAUGGCCUGGAUCAGUUCAAAAACAUGCAGAUCUCUGAUCCUGACCAGGAACCUUCUCUACCAGAUGACUCCCUGGACCAAGGGGACGACGCGGACAUCCCAUAUGAACCGGCUCACAUGGCUCCUCAAGAUGGCUGGCCCAUGCUCCUGCGCAUUCCCGAGAAGAAGAACAUCAUGUCUUCUCGGCACUGGGGGCCGAUCUACGUAAGACUGAGCGACGCUGGUAAGCUGAGGCUCUACUAUGAGAAAGGCCUGGAGAAACACUUUAAGGAGUUUCAGCUCGGUGUCCAGCUCGAGAUCUCCGAACACAAAAUGCAACACUAUGAAGAGAACAGCCGUGUCCAUACUCUCAGCUUGGACCAAGUGGUAUACAAGGAGAAGCGCAAGAUCCAGCCAAAAGUCACCGUGGUUCACCUGCCUGUAAAGGAGCAACUGGUAAAGCUUGGGACCACGGACUACCGGGAUUUUCUAAGCUUCAGGUAUGCUUUGCAGGAAAAGCUGGCGGUGUUGUCUGCAGACGUGGACGCCAUCAACUCCCCCGUGCCUUACUCCGAAGAGGAGAUUCAGGUUGAAGUUGUAGAUAGCUUUUACGGGGUUCUGUCAAAAGGAGACAACCGUAUCCUCCGACAGCUGGUAACGACCCGGAUUUCCGUGCUUGCCUUCUUAACGGGCUCACCCCCCUGCUGCAUAGGCCUCAACGAUGUCCAGGUGAAAGGUAAAGAGGUGGUGUCCCGGCAUGACAUCAUCCCCAACACUACCACACGCUGGAUCCGUCUACGCGACUGUCGACUGCACGGGUGCGCAGACGAACCAGAGUUUACACGGUCCAGGACGAUCUCCUUCGAGCCCCCAUCAGGACGGAGAUUUGAGCUUCUGCGUUUCCGGACAGCGUACGCAGAGAAGACUCUGCCCUUCACCCUGAGGACGGUCGUCAGUGUUCGAGGUGCGGAGGUGGAGCUACAGUCCUGGCUAGUGAUGUCAACAGGCUUCUCAGCCAGUAGAGACCCUCUAACGCUGAUACCAUGUGAAAACGUUGUUAUCCGUUACCCCAUACCUGAUACGUGGGCAAAGAACUUCCGCAGGGAGAGCGUGACGGGAGAAAAGUCCUUGAAGGCACGCUUUAAUAAAGGAGCCAGCUUCGGUUCCGCUAGCACCUCGGGGUCAGAACCAGCUAUGCGGGUUACUCUGGGCACCGCGAAGUACGAGCAAGCCUUCCGAGCCGUGGUGUGGAGAAUCAGCCGCCUGCCAGACAAAAACUCAGUGUUGGGUCACCCUCACACCUUCUUCUGCCGUUUGGAGCUGGGCUCUGACUGGGAGGUGCCAAACAAGUUCCAGGAUGUGUUGGAGGUGGAGUUCGACAUGCCUGCUGCUUCAGCCUCGAAGACCAGCGUCCGCUCCCUGUCUGUCCGAGACAGGGCCGAGCUGAAGAAGUGGAUCACUUACAAAGCGCAUUACUCCUACCAGGUGGAGAUGGAGCAGAAGAACGAGGGACCGGAGGAGCAGGCAGGGCGGUGCGUUCAGCAGUGAUGAGGAACCGCUUCUUCAUGGUUUUUUCUUUGGAAGGGGGGGGGGGAUAAAAAAGUUGCACUUUGAAUGCCUGGAAACACUGCUGUUAAAAUAAAAAGGACUGCAUGGGAUUUUUCUGAGUAGAAAUGAUGUGAAACAAGUAAGAACAUUUGUACAAGUUGCUCAAUGCCACAUCAAGCCUUAUAUUCAGGACAACACAGUAGCAGGUUCUCCAUGAAGCCUGGCUCAACCUUCUAGCCAAUUUCCUUAGAAAAGCUUUGUUUUAACUUUACAGGAUUUCUGCCAUCACGUUACCUUAAGGCUCCCUUAACUAAAGUCAGCCGCGUUCACUUUGAGUAUGAAACCAUGUACUUACCUACUAUAUAGUAGGUAAGUACGCAGUUGUCUAUUUACACAUAUCAUGACAAAUAAUUAUCUGCACUUGAAAAAUCAAAAACAAAACUCCUGUAAACAUACUCAAUGAUGGAGUGGUGCUCACCAUGUUACAGCUUUACCACCGACACCGGAGACUCCUUCCGUAAACGUCAAAUAAACAUCUCCAUUACAGAGAACAUCUACACAUGUUUUUAAAUCCAUUUACGUGGCGCUUCCGCUGUACAAAUCCGUGUGAACGCGUGUAUUAACUGACCUUCGAUGUGUCUAAAUUAAAUUUAUAGCACGAUCCUAAACGUGUUCCAAGUAAGGCUGGGCCAUACGACAAAAAUAUAUCUCACGAUAUAAACAAAUUUAAAAGGGAACACAGUUUAAAUGUUUUACACUUAAAAAAGAAUACUGUGACAGUCACCCAGCCCCGUACCCGAGUGCUCUGCCCAGUUUGUAAUUGUUUAGGGAAAAGGUCAGUUUAAAAAAUAAUAAAUAAAUAUCUACCAGUUUCCACAAUGUUACAGAAACACAUAUUGAUAUUCUUUCAUGGGGGAACCUUAAUGUAAAGUGUUUCCUUACAUGCACCUCAGAGGUUUGUACAGAAGAAAAAGGGAAAGAAAAAACAAACCAAAACACUAAUCCCAGUACUCACCAGUAGUGGUGCUGAUCGUUGUAUCCCAGUUUGGUUUGUAGAUUUUAAUACAAGAUUCUUUGCCCUUCAGCGAGGAAAUGGAGGAACUCGACUGGGGUCUGUGAGGGAUGAAAUCUGCACAAAAAAAAGAAGAGGAAAUCUAGUUAAACUUGAAUUCCAUCCUAGAUUGAGGUCAUGAUCACUAUUAGUACAGCACAUCAUUAAUACAUUUUUUUUUUAAACAAUGUAAUUGUUUAGAAUUGAGGGAAGGGAACAGUGGCUCCGUCUUCGAUUAUUCCCUUAGAACAGCACGACGCGCAGCGUACGGCUUAAAUAAAUCCCCCCAAAGUUACUUUCAUUUCAGGACAGAGUUAUAAUGAAUGACUUAACAAAAUGAAAUCUUUUGUAUCCUGCAACAAGACAGCCGGCCACAACAAAGCACAGAGUCUCUAACAUCCUCACACACCGAAUGCUUCCUUCAGAUCACCGCGAGUACGCAAACUUUUGCACGCAGGUGUAACGUGUGUAUAUAUGUAGAUCAGUACAAUAACGCAGAAGUCAGUACGAAGGUCAUUUCUGAAAACACUGUUUGCGUUACAAACACACGAGAUAUAUUUGACUGAUCUUUUAUUUUUACCCCGACGCCGAAAAGCGACAUUUUGUAAAUUGAGAAAUUCAGGUCGAACGGAUCGGGUCUUGCUGCGGCGUCGCUUCGUCGCGAGGUCAGUGCCGAUAUCGGGGAGAAAAUCUACUGUAUUGUUUUAGUGUUAUAUUUGUGUUGAUAGUGCAAGUGUAUAAUGUUAAUAUUUUUUUAAUAUUAGUAGACAGUGGUGGCAGUGACGUGAGGUUUUUUAAAAAAAAAUAAUAAUAAUAAAAAAAUUCCCUUUUGGUCCAAAUUUCAGACUUUCUUGUUUGGUUAUUUUUCUUUUCAGUGCUGUUUGAUAUUUGUUUCGAGUCCCCACUCUCCCCCUCCCAUCAGUGCUUCUUGACCGAAGUUUGAAACAAAAAUUUUUUAUUGUUAUUGCAGAGGAGGUCAAAUAAAAUAAAUAAAUAAUAAUUUAAAAAAAAAAAAAAAGUGUUCGAGACUGGAGAAAGCAAUUUUUUUUUUUUUUUUUUUUUAAAAACAAGCUCUUUAUUUUCUUUAAUUGUGCAAUUGUAUUAAUAAUUUGGAUAAUUACCGUUAUUAUUCUCAAAUCAUUUUACAAAAUCGGUUAAUAAUACGUCCGAUUGUUUGCCGAUUACUCCUUCGUUAGUGUUUGUAAAAUGAGAGAGUGCAAGUGUUCAGAUAGAUCCGGUGGUGGUGCGAGUGUUUUAUAGCUCGGAGCUGCCUUUUUGACAUCUUGCUCUUUUUUCUCGAUUUUCUUUUGGAAAUGAUUAUUUCAGAAUUUAAAAAUAAAUAAAUAAAAAUGUAAUAAAACGGACAAAAACACAGCCGCGGUCCGAGACUCGUACGGAUGCGUCCGUGUAUCCAUGAGAUCAUAUCCUGAUUAGCCUGAUACUCUGCCUACACUUUAAAAAUAAAUAAAUGUUGUAA
Molecule: messenger RNA, 6555 nt
Organism: Ictalurus furcatus (blue catfish)
Lineage: Eukaryota; Metazoa; Chordata; Actinopteri; Siluriformes; Ictaluridae
Gene: ston2
Product: stonin 2
Exons: 4
Coding region: 1742-4027 (761 amino acids)
Biological process (GO): regulation of endocytosis; clathrin-dependent endocytosis; synaptic vesicle endocytosis
Cellular component (GO): AP-2 adaptor complex; synaptic vesicle
Molecular function (GO): clathrin-cargo adaptor activity
Source: RefSeq, a predicted model, not a curated record